This is a messenger RNA of Lagopus leucura (white-tailed ptarmigan), 3751 nucleotides long. RefSeq names its product leucine rich repeat and Ig domain containing 3 (gene LINGO3). Gene Ontology annotation, cellular component: extracellular region. Lineage: Eukaryota; Metazoa; Chordata; Aves; Galliformes; Phasianidae. The transcript is spliced from 3 exons. The record is from RefSeq and is a predicted model, not a curated record. The coding region runs from base 178 to 1995 and encodes 605 amino acids. Gene Ontology annotation, molecular function: protein binding.
GCGGCUCCUGCACCGCACCGUGGGCCGCCCGAGAGCCGGAACGGAGCGAGGAAAGGGCUCUGGCCGUGCUCCACACUUCACCAUGUAAACCUGCCCAGCCUCGCAGAUGCCAGCUGUCAGCGCAGCCCUGGACCUGCAGAACGGUGUAUGGGAGAAUGGUAGAGAGUCGGUAAGACCAUGCUCUACACCAUGACAUGUUGGUUCCUGGUCCUGGUCCUCCACCUGGUCCUCCUGAGCCCACUGCAGGUGGCAGCCUGCCCUGCCCGCUGCGAGUGUGCCCCGCAGCUCAAAUCAGUGGUGUGUCACCGCAAGCGGCUCACUGCCAUCCCCGAGGGCAUCCCCACAGAGACCAAGAUCCUGGAGCUCAACAAGAACCGCAUCCGCUGCCUGAACCCGGGGGACCUCUCCCCAUACCCCUUGCUGGAGGAGCUGGACUUCAGCGAGAACAUCAUCACCAAUGUGGAGCCAGGAGCCUUCAGCAACCUGUUCAACCUGCAGACUCUGCGGCUUCGGGGAAACCAGCUCAAGCUCAUCCCCCCGGGGGUCUUCACCAAGCUGACCAACCUCACCAUCUUGGACAUCAGCGAGAACAAACUCGUCAUCCUUCUGGACUACAUGUUCCAGGACCUGAGGAACCUGAAGAGCCUGGAGGUGGGUGAUAAUGACCUGGUGUACAUCUCCCAGCGCGCCUUCUCAGGGCUGCUCGGCCUGGAGCAACUGACCAUUGAGAAGUGCAAUCUGACCUCCAUCUCGGCUGAGUCACUCUCCUACCUCCAGAACCUCGAGGUGCUGCGGCUCCGGCACCUCAGCAUCUCUGCGCUGGAGGAGCAGAACUUCAAGAAGCUCUACAACCUCCUGCAGCUGGAGAUUGACAACUGGCCUCUGCUGGAAGACAUCUCCCCCACCAGCUUCCAGGGCCUGAACCUCACCUCACUCUCCAUCACCUACACCAACAUCACAGCCGUGCCCACCGCUGCCUUGAGGAACCUGGUGUACCUCCGCUACCUGAACCUGUCCUACAACCCCAUUAGCACUGUGCUGAAGGGCUCCUUUAAAGACCUCAUCCGGCUCCAGGAGCUGCAUAUCGUGGGCGCUCUCUUGGUGUCCGUGGAGCCGCAGGCCUUCUCUGGUCUGAGACAAAUCCGUCUGCUCAACCUCUCCAGCAACUUUCUCUCCACACUGGAGGAGAGCACCUUCCACUCUGUGAACACUCUGGAGACGCUGCGGGUGGACAGGAAUCCCUUGGCCUGCGACUGCCGCCUCCUCUGGAUCCUACAGCGACGGAAGACGCUCAACUUUGACGGCCAGCAGCCCAUGUGCUCCACACCACCUGAAAUCCAGGGGAACGCGCUGCGUGACUUCCCCGACUCCGUGCUCUUCGAGUAUUUCACCUGCCAGAAGCCCAAGAUCAGGGAUCGGAAGCUGCAGCACGUGACGGCCCGCGAAGGGCAGUCCGUGUCCUUCCUGUGCCGGGCGGACGGGGAGCCAGAGCCCUCCAUCGUCUGGGUGUCCCCUCAGCACCGCAUGAUCACCACGCGCAGCACGGGGCGAGCAGUCGUACUGCCGGGGGGCACCCUGGAGAUCCGCUUUGCCCAAGUGCAGGACAGCGGUACCUACAUCUGCAUUGCCAGCAACGCAGGGGGCAACGACACCUAUUUUGCCACUCUGACGGUCAAGGGACACCCGAACGAUGGCUCCUCCAACGCCAACCGGACUUUGUACCUCAAUGAGUUCAAUGACACCUACCAUAACGACACGCAGGUCUUCUUGAAGUUCACGCUUGAUCUCAAGACCAUCCUGGUGUCCACAGCCAUGGGCUGCAUCACCUUCCUCGGCGUGGUCCUCUUCUGCUUCCUGCUCCUCUUCGUUUGGAGCCGGGGCCGAGGGCAGCACAAGAACAAUUUCUCGGUGGAAUAUUCCUUCCGGAAGGUGGAUGGACCCACCACCACCACGGGCCAAGGAGGAGCCAGGAAGUUCAACAUGAAGAUGAUCUGAGCCUCUCCAAAGGAGAACCGUUGGCUGCGCCCGGCCCUGGGCACGGCUGUGGCACAAUGGGGCCAGGGGGCACAGGGGCAUCAGUGAUGUCCUGGGGCAUCGACAGAGCCAGCAGCACGGUCAGAGACCGAGGGCUGUUGGACUGGAUGAUGUUGGAGGUCGUUUCCGACCUUAAUGAUUCUGUGAUUGGAUGACCCAGCUGGCCCCAGCCCCGCAGUGACCCCACAAGUGGCCCAGGGGCCAUCCCAGCUCCUGAUGUAGCUGAUGUUUUUGCUACCAACUAUGCAUUUCUCAGUGAGAUCAGCAGCAUUUUGGCCUGGGAAAACAAACAAACAAACAAACAAACAGAAAACAACAACUUUUCUUCCCCCUGUUCCCUUUUUUUUUUUUUUUUUCUUUUUUUUUUUUGUUCUGUUUUUAAGAGACUUAAGAAAACCAUCUUGGUGUUACUUAUGGUUGUUCUUUUUUUUUCCUCUGACACUUUUUUUAAAAUGAAUUUCCAAAAGAAAAGUCUUCCAGUGCGACACAGGACUGGGGAGCAGCACUGGGGUGUCCCCAACCCCUCCCUGGGCACAGACAGACCCCAAGGCACGGCCACACCGUGGGACCUUCACCUGGGUGACUCCAGCACAGGGCAGCUCAACCCUGUGGGCUGGGGGUGCUCCUGCACAAGCAAUAAUGAUCCACACCUGUGCAGGUUGGUGCUGGGGUGUGAGAAGGAAGCAAUGGAAAAAAUGAGGCAACAGGCAUUAAGAAUUGGAGGAGCAGCCCCACAGAAAGGCUGUAGCCAGGGUUGGGGUUGACCUGUUGGCGGCUGUGGAGCAGUGGGGUGGUUCUGCUGUGGGUGCAAAAAGCAGCUUGGGGUGAAUGCAGGGCAUUUCCUUCAGCUUGCAAACUUGAUGGCUGCAGGACAGAAGGAGCUGCCUCAUCCUGCAUGGGGAAAGCCAAAACAAAAAAAAAAAGACAGGAGAGAAGAAAAAAAGGAGUUGGAGCUGAGGAACCAGUGGGAGAAGCAACCCCAGAGAAAAGGUCCCGGAUGGUGCUGCUGCAGCUGGAAGGGGCAGGAAGGUCCUGGCUGUGUGUGCACACGUGCAAAGCAUGGGUACAUGCACAGCACCCAUGCAGGUUCCUCUACUGCUCGUUUCCCCAUUUGCCAUUGCAGCCAUCCUCCAGCAGCUCCUGUUUUCAACAUGGGGAGCCCCCGUGGUCCCACUUCUUCCUCUCACCCUUUUCUGCACCCUCCUCAUCCUCAGAUCCCACAUCUCUCAGUGGUGGGGACUUGCUGCUAUGGGGACAGUCCCCAGCAUUGUGAUCCUUGUCCUGUUGGUUCUUUCACCUCUGUUUGGCCUCGGGACGUGAUUUUGGGCUGAGAAAAGAAACCAUCCCCAUUCCUGUGGGUACAUCCCACUGGGUGUCCCUUCUCCUUGGAAACACACCCAAGAUCACCAAGACUCCUGCUGGAGUUAAUGGCAUCCCCAGGCAUUUGGGGCUGUGUUUUGAGCACAAACCCCCCAGGCUGCUCCCACACUUUUCCCUGCCCAUGUUUUGGAAUUGUGAUGGGGACAUCCAUCUCACACUGUCAUCCUUCCAUGGGUCCCAUUGCGUGCCAGGUGCCCCCAUGCCCCCCAUGUCACCCCACUUGGGGUUGGUUUUUACCUGGGGGGUGGAAAGGGUUUGAGCACAAAUCCUUGCAGCCAGGAACCUGCCACGUGCAAAAGAAGGUUUGGGCAGUGCAGACCUGCACAGUUUUAUAUGU